UCAGGAGCAUCUUGGGUCUAACGUUAGAGCCUGUCAUCAAUUCUGCAAGAAAGGUAAUCAUGGGAGGACGGAAGACACCAAGAGAUGAAGAAAAUGCCUAUGGUUUCCAGGAGUUCAGGUCCGCCCCGCAGGAGCGCAGGCUGCGCCUCCUCCUGGUUGGGAGGUCGGGGACCGGGAAGAGCGCCACAGGCAACAGCAUCCUCCAGCGGAAGCACUUCCUCUCCAGGCUCGCGGCCACGGCGGUGACCCGGGCCUGCGCCACGGGGAGCUGCCGCUGGGCCUCGUGGAACGUGGAAAUCCUCGACACCCCUGACCUCUUCAGCCCCGAGGUCGCCCAGGCAGACCCGGGCUUCGAGGAGAGAGCCCGCUGCUACCUGCUGUCGGCCCCGGGGCCCCACGCCGUGCUCCUGGUGACCCAGCUCGGCCGAUUCACCGCCCAGGACCUGCGGGCCUGGCGCGGGGUGAAGGCGCUCUUCGGGGCGGACAUCGCGGCGCGCGCCGUCGUGGUCUUCACCCGCAGGGAGGACCUGGCGCGGGGCUCGCUGCAGCAGUACGUGCGCGACACCGACAACCGCGCCCUCCGGGAGCUGGUGGCCGAGUGCGGGGGCCGCUGCUGCGCCUUCGACAACCGAGCGGCCGACGGGGAGCGCGAGGCGCAGGUCGGCGAGCUGAUGGGGCUGGUGGAGGAGCUGGUGCGGGACCACGGCGGCGCCCCCUACACCAACGACGUGUACCGCCUGGCGCAGACCCUGGGCGGGCUGAGCCCCGAGGAGAGGCUGCUCAGGGUGGCGGAGCGACUGGCCGCCCGCACGCCGAUGUGGCCGCGGCGCUGGCCUCUGGCCGGGCUGUGGCGGUGGCCCAAGGCGGGGCCGGGGACCCGGUGUAAACUGGGCCUGGCAGCGCUGCUGGGCUCCCUGUUCCUGCUGUACCUGCUCUGCAGGUAGCUCCCGAUUCCUUUCGUGAGGUUUGUCCUGACACAUGGUAAAUAAUACUUUGUCCCUUGCAGUGAUAAUCACGUUCAUCUGAGGUGCGCUGCUGCUUUAGGGCCCAAAUUCCCUUCUUUUCUCCCUCACCUUGCCUAAUCUACCAACCUCAGAGUCGUCCCAGGCAAAUCUCCCCCCUGAAACCUUCCUGUGUUACCUGGUGGUCCCUGAACUCCCCACUCUGCAGAACCUAACAGUCACUGUUAAUUUUAGGUGUUUUCCACCUGACCUCAGACUGCCUUUGACUCCCUCCUGUCACUGAACUGUUUUUACUCCUGAAAGCAGAUGAGGACCAUUUGCCCUCUCAUCCCCUGGACUCCCGGGUGAACCAAGGGCAGAACCACCCCAGGGCAGAGUCUGAGUACAUAUUCAUUUGUUUGAAUUGAACUGAAUGGAAGAAAUAAAUGUACUGGACAGUCA
Molecule: messenger RNA, 1403 nt
Organism: Odocoileus virginianus texanus
Lineage: Eukaryota; Metazoa; Chordata; Mammalia; Artiodactyla; Cervidae
Product: GTPase IMAP family member 1-like
Cellular component (GO): endoplasmic reticulum
Molecular function (GO): GTP binding
Source: RefSeq, a predicted model, not a curated record